CUACGGGAGCUGGAACUGGCAAACGCAGAAAAGUCAGGUCUCUUGCGAGCAGCUUUGCUCGACCGGGACAACCUCCCGCCAGAGCUGCUUGAACUCAAGAGGGUCGAGACAAUACAGCAGAUGCGCGAAAUGAUAGAGUCAGUUGUCAAGGCACCUCCAGAAACACAGCCCAGAGUCUUGGAUGCGACGAGCUCAGAGAUCGCCGAGACUGUCCUCUCAUCAGAGGCAGCCCUGGACAAGGCGAAAAAAGACCUCCAAGAUCAGCUCGAUAUGAACGAGUCACUACGAGUGCAACUCGAAAUGGCCAAGGCAGAGACGGCAGAAAGGGGCUCGGCCGAACUUCAGCAAGAAGUCGAGAACCUCAGGCGAGAGAACGCGCUGGUCAAGUCGAUGUGGUACGACAUGAACCAGCGACUGCUGAGCAACACGGUUAUCCUGCAAAGACGCAGCGAAGCACCCAAAGGCUGGCUCGGAAAACAGCGAGCCGCUGUUGGAGGAGGCGCAAGCGUCUUAGUACGGCCGGAGGUAGUAGGAGCAGGGCCACAGAACCAACUUUCGCGAACAGACGGACCACUCGUAUCGUUUCUGUUCAUUGUUCACCUUGUCGGGCCCCAGAACCAAGUGUGGUUUAGCAUAGCGCAGGUUUGGUGGCAUUUAUAUUGCGUCAAGAUGUAUAGACGGAUAGUCUUUUGUCACUUAUACCCACUUUUAUUCAUUUGCAUGUAGCGCGGGAGUUUGCUGAUGAAAG
Molecule: messenger RNA, 748 nt
Organism: Bipolaris maydis ATCC 48331
Lineage: Eukaryota; Fungi; Ascomycota; Dothideomycetes; Pleosporales; Pleosporaceae
Source: RefSeq, a predicted model, not a curated record